Messenger RNA from Echinostoma caproni, 1611 nucleotides. The record is from the annotation of a GenBank genome assembly. NCBI's taxonomy places the organism in Eukaryota, Metazoa, Platyhelminthes, Trematoda, Plagiorchiida, Echinostomatidae.
AUGAGUAAUAUGACUGCGCCCUUAUACAACGAACCUUUACAGGCUAACUUGUCUCUUCUGGCCUACAUCAUCACUCGAGCCCCAGUGGUUUGGAGCCGGGCACUCAAUCAGUCUGUCGAAAUGGAUGUCGCCUGGUCGUUGGCUAACUGCCUUGAAGUAAUGGUAGCCCAUCGGUUGCGUCUAGUUACCAACGGACCGGAUUGGUCUACGGUGCUUCGCGAACUCGAUGAUGCCGGAGUCAAGUGGCCCAGCUUAGUUCAAACUUGCUGCGAACUGUGCACACUCAGUCUAUCAGACAGUUCCGAUCCCGGUUCUAAUUCCUUGGUGACAAAAGAAAACGCGGAAUUGUCAUCGUCUGUUGCCUUUGUUGGUGAGGAUUCGAACCCGGCCGAUCUAACCCAGAAAAAAUCCCAUGUUGAAAGACUUACGGAUAUUGCACUUGGAGCGGACGCGGUGAAAUUCCCGGACGCGCAUCGAUGCGAGAAUGGAGCGCGAGCUUUGGGCUAUCUGUUAAGAAUCCUGGAAGCUGGGUUUAUUCGUGAUCAGAAGGUGAUCAACCAACUAUUUGAGUCCAUGUGUGAAGCGAUGAUCACCAACAAGGUCAGUAGUGCGGAGAAAAUUCGUUGGAAUGCCAAUUUUGCCGUUGGUCACUUGUUUCAAAACACUGAACUGUGGACAUGGUUAUCGAGCCAGUGGACCGGGGCUCAACAGAAAACAUUUGCAGAUCCACUUGCUUCGAUGGAGACGGCCGAAUUGAUUAAUAAAUUGAUUCGGCAUUUGUGCUAUACUUUCGGACGAGACAAAUAUUUCAAGGCCCGGGUGUACGCAGCAAAUUCAUUACUGGGUCUAUUUGUGCAUCGAUUACCGGUGAAUUCCGAGAUUCUUAUCAAUACUCUUCAUUCUUCACUGAUCCACACUGCUUCCAAAUCAACCAGCCGCGAUGUGGAAUUUCACAUUUUGGAUGCGGCAUUUCACAUCGUUCGAAACGUACACGACGGCACGGCAUCCAUGCCGUGCUGUACCGAGUUCCUUCACUCAGAAUCAGUAAUGCAUUCUAACUUUUACUCAACCGGAUCGCAUCUUUCUGAAUCGAAAUAUCGUCAGCAAUGUCUUCAUUUGGCUGUGGUACUCAUUUUCUAUGCUCUAGGCAGUUGGUUGCAUCAGUGCACAGAUCCAGAAACGCUUGAUCGACUAGAAAGCUGUCUGAUCACCAAGUGGCUGUGCCCGGUUGUAUUGAAUCACUUGGAUGGACACAUAAGAGCCUGUGCCCGCAAUGAUGAUUCAUCCAUUGUGAAUGAUUGCAAACAUGAGACCAUAUAUCCCAGACCGAUGAUUCUGAGCCAUCUGCUCGAACUGACUGAUAACACAUCACCUUCAGAACGGUUGCAACAAGCGGUGGAACUUUUUCAAUCACACUUCUCCUCUUUAUCGUGUACCGUGGGGCCCGGUCUAAAGCAACUUGUCCAAUUGACCCAAAACGUGAAGGGUAUGCCAGACGCAAACGCAUACUGCAUCGAUGCUAUGUGGAACAGUUUGGACGAAUUGCAGAAAGCCGUAACAAUCGGACCGAUUUUACCGGAUAUUUCAAAAUUCCGCCAAAUUUACGACUAA